CAAUUUGAGCGAAGAACAGAGCAUGGCAGUGACCUUCACAAUGUUGAUCACUCGUCUUCUGCUGUUUCCUCGCCUCUCCCAGCCCUAGGUGGUCUGGCGUUGCCGUCUCUAAUAACGCAGUGGAAAGAAAUUAAUUUCUGUAGUUUCUCCCUCCAUUAAAAGGGCCAAGAAUUGGUGAUUAGAGACUUCGCACUUCCCGUUUUGUUUUUAUUCUUGUCGAAAUGAAGCUAAGAGUGGUGAGCAGAAAGGUGUACGAUUACAUUCGCUACGAUCUCAAACAAAUAGCAUUUCCUUCAUCGCUGCCUGACCCUCCUCAUCUCAAAAAGCGUCGCAAAUUGACUUGGCACGAACGCUUCCUAGUGUUGAAGGAGGCGUCAAGACUUUAUGCUGCAAGCUGGAUACGGGAUAUUGGUCCUGAUCUUCGGCCAAACGACUAUAAGAAGGAGGAAGGAAGUGAAGACAAGCCCAAUGGAAGAAAGAACACUUCAACACAAGAGAAAGAGCCCUCGGUAUUUGAAGAUCUUGCGGUGGCUGCAAGAGGAGGUUUGGAGACAUUAAGGCCUGCUUUGCAGCGGGUGUACAUGACAAGAGCUUCUGCAUAUAGAGAUGCACUCAAAAGUUUUAUAGAAGGAUAUCAAGAAGGUGUCCAGCAGGUCAGGGAGAAGAAAGAAGAAUCUAAAACUCAACAAGAGGAAGACUAUUGAUUACUGUAACUGAGGCAAUGCAAGUUUUUUUAUUGCACAUGCAAGUAAUAGUCCUUUUUAAUUUUGUCAAGUUACUGCCCUAGCAAAAAGAGUGCAAGAAGUUUCUAGGUUGAUUCAUCCUCUUAUGGGGAUUCCAUUGUACAUUAAGCCUAGUCUGAAAACUAUGGAUACACUGAAAACCUUUUGGUAUAUAA
Messenger RNA from Hevea brasiliensis (rubber tree), 898 nucleotides. RefSeq lists its product as uncharacterized. The coding region runs from base 222 to 704 and encodes 160 amino acids. The transcript has 3 exons. Lineage: Eukaryota; Viridiplantae; Streptophyta; Magnoliopsida; Malpighiales; Euphorbiaceae. The record is from RefSeq and is a predicted model, not a curated record.